Molecule: messenger RNA, 2842 nt
Organism: Fragaria vesca subsp. vesca
Lineage: Eukaryota; Viridiplantae; Streptophyta; Magnoliopsida; Rosales; Rosaceae
Product: C2 domain-containing protein At1g53590-like
Exons: 13
Coding region: 295-2472 (725 amino acids)
Molecular function (GO): lipid binding
Source: RefSeq, a predicted model, not a curated record
UUACUCAUUCUUUUACUUCUCUUUUGUUCUCUGUCUCUCUGCUCCUUCCUCUCCGCCGGUUACUUCAUCCUCACGGUUCCAUUCUGCCUGAAAAACACCAAAACAUUCCUCCCUAAGCUUUGUUCAUCUACUUUGAUCUCACCCAGUUUCUGCUUCAUUCCAUUUUCCUAUUUGGUUUUGCUGUAAAGGGUGGUCAAUGCUGUUCUGGUUGGAGAUGGGUUUGUGGGUGAGUUGAAGUUUUGGGUUUCUGAAGUGGUGGUUUUGGGUUGAAGAAGAAGAAGAAGAAGAGAAGAGAUGGAUAUAACAGAGGUGACACUGAUGCACCAUAUGGGGAUUGUGUUGGGUGUGCUUUGGUUGCUCUCUUACUACAAUUGCUGCCAUGCAAUUGCCUACUUUCUCUCUCUGAUUUAUCUCUUUGCGGUUCAUGAGCGGUAUGUUAUGCGACUGCGGAAGAAGCUACAGUUUGAAGAAACCAGGCAGGGCAAUCAGAGAAGGGUACUUUCUGAUUCUGAAACAGUGCGGUGGCUGAACCAUGCAGUUGAAAAGAUAUGGCCUAUAUGUAUGGAACAGAUUGCUUCCCAGAGAGUUCUCCUCCCAAUCAUACCUUGGUUUUUGGAGAAGUACAAACCAUGGACUGUUAGUAAAGGUGUAGUACAGCACCUUUAUUUGGGAAGGAACCCACCUAUGUUCACAGAGAUGAGAGUUCUUCGCCAGUCUACUGGUGAUGACCAUUUGGUUCUGGAGUUGGGAAUGAAUUUUCUGACAGCUGAUGAUAUGCUUGGAAUACUUGCUGUCAAGCUAAAGAAAAGGCUGGGCUUUGGAAUUUGGGCGAAGUUGCAUAUUACCGGCAUGCAUGUUGAAGGCAAGGUCAUGAUUGGAGUGAAGUUCCUUCGCAAGUGGCCUUUUCUUGGCCGUGUGCGGUUAUGCUUCGUCGAGCCUCCAUAUUUUCAAAUGACCGUCAAGCCUAUUUUUACUCGUGGGCUUGAUGUUACAGAAGUCCCAGGGAUUGAUGGAUGGCUGGAUAAGCUUCUCUCAAUUGCCUUCGAGCAGACACUUGUUCAGCCUAAUAUGCUAGUUGUUGACAUGGAGAAAUUCACCACACCAGAAGAGGAAAAUUGGUUCUCUGUGGAUGAGAAGGAGCCUGUUGCGCAUCUCAAAGUAGAAGUUAUUGAAGCAUCCGACAUGAAAGUCUCCGACUUAAAUGGGUUUGCUGAUCCUUAUGUGAAGGGCCAAUUCGGUGUUUAUCAAUUCAAAACUAAGAUACAAAAGAAGACACUGACCCCAAAAUGGUUUGAGGAAUUUAAGAUCCCGAUUAUUACUUGGGAUUCACCUAAUGUGCUAGCUAUUGAAGUUCAUGACAAAGAUAUUUUUGUUGAUGAUACCCUGGGGAACUGUUCCAUUAACAUUGGUGAACUUAGGGAUGGUGUGAGACAUGACAUGUGGUUGCCUCUUCAGAACAUCAAAACAGCAGGGAGGCUGCAUCUUGCAGUAACUGUGCUCGAAGUCAGUGGGGAGGGCAGUGAUCCCCCAAAUGUUCGGGAAUCGGAAAUGCCAAAUAUGGAAGAUAAAAGAAAUUCCUUUUCCAGUGAGACUGCUAAUAAAAAUUCCUUCUCGUCUUUAUCAUCAGAGAAAUCUCCUAGGGUGGCCGAUAAUUAUGAGCCCAUUGAUGUUGAAGGACAAAAAGAAACUGGUAUAUGGGUCCAUCACCCAGGAAGUGAAGUUUCACAAACUUGGGAGGCUAGAAAAGGAAAGGGUCGACGUCUUAGUACCCAAAUUCAAGGGGAGCCUAAUGGGAGCAGCGGCACUGAUGAUACUCAAGAUGAUAAACAUCCAAUGCAAUCAGUUCGCCGUGGUCUACGUAAACUUGGUUCAGUAUUCCAGAAGAAUCCCAAAAAGGAGGAUAAUUCAAGCAGCUUUACAGAGUCACUCCAAAGCCCAGUUACUCCACGUGUCAAUCUAAGGGCGGUUAAUGAAAAGGACAUUGCGGUAAAAUUUGUUGUCGAAGAUGAAAUUUCUGGUAAAGUUUCAAGUUCUGGAGAGAGUAGCUCAGGUAGCCCAGGAAAGGGCAGGGUGAAAGGCAUGGCAAAGAGUUUCUUCAAACAUGCUGAAAAAUCAGUGAAGCAUGCACUUUCACGUAAAGGUUCAAGAAAGUCACAGACUGGUUCUUGUGAGAGGGAAAUCAUAGCAGAUUCCAACUCUUCUGAUGAUGAUGAUACUCCUCCCUCCCCAAUAGUUGAAUUGAUACCAGUUGUCUCCAGGGAUAUACCUCAUCCCCCUGUUAAUGAUUCGUUCACGUCAGAUGAGAAUUUGGUUCAGCCGCUUGCAAGUGCUCUAAGUAACAUUCCAGAGGAUACUGAGGACGAGGUGAAGAAGGUUGAACAUAAAGACACAGAAAACAUGCUUGAGAAGCCGGACGACCCUGAAAAAAGUGACAAGGGAUUGUCUGAGCCAUUAAAAGUUGAAGCUAGGUGAUGCAGUUGCAGAUUCGACGUAAAGAAUAUAGAUCAAAUUGCGAUUGUUGUAAAAGGAUAGCUCACACCAUCCUACUUGUGGCUGAAUUAAGAACUAGAGAAUUAGGUUUGCAUGUCCGAGGCACAUUAAUUUUCAUGUUUGAACAUCUGCCGAGAUAGGUACUUUUGUUUUAGGUUUGUGAAUCACAUGCAAGGGACCUAGCUUUUAUACCGUGGAAAGAGAUCAGCUUCUACACAAGGAUUUGAGAAUUUGUAGCAGAUGCAGGCUGAUCUUUCAUAUUUGUAGAUUGUUGGAGCGUUGGAGGAAGAUUCUGAUUUCUGUUUGUAAAUAUGUUGGAAAAUAUUCCAUAUAUAUGAAGUCGUUUUGGUAU